AUGGCUCGCCGGAUCGUGCGAGCGGGCUUACAGCUCAGUGUGCUCACUGCUUUCAUUCUCCUUGUGGUUCUGUUUCUCGACAAUCGGUUCAGCGUCCUUCCUACCUCCAUCCAUGGCCACCUUCCGAUGCACUACUCUGGCUUCGUAAUUACUGAUGUGACAAUUACCAAAUGCUCAGCGCUCAAUCCCUUCGCGAAUUGCAACCUUGACCCGGAUGCUUGGCACCGCAUUGAUAAAGACCUCUACUUACGCUCAGGCUGGACGUCGUCGGCCUAUGUCCAAUUCCAACGGAAGAAGGAGGAGGAUUUGGGCCCAGAUGACAAGGUUGUCAUUGAUCUGAAGAUUGGCCGUGUCACGCCCCCGGCCGAAGAUACAGGUAAAGGGGAUACGGAAGCGUGGGAGCCCCGUCCUGGAGGGAUCUGGCUGAAGCGGACCGCCUCCCGUCAUGCUAGCGACUCGGGCAAGGCAGUGACCUAUGUCGACGUUCUUUUCGGCGCGGAUGCCGUGGACCCUCGUCCGAAUUGGGAAAUCAAGGAUAUGCCUUUGUUGUUGGAUGGUUGGACCGAGAAGCUGGAGACUCGGUUGAGCAUCCGCCGUGGAAACCCGACUAAGAAGUCGAAGCCGGUUCCCAGAAUCAACGAGAAUGGAAAAUUCAAGGUCAUGCAACUAGCAGAUAUUCAUCUGAGUACGGGAACUGGUCACUGUCGAGACCCGAUCCCUGCCGAGUCGGUGCCUGGACAGAAGUGUGAAGCCGACCCACGGACCUUGGAGUUCAUUGAGCGACUUCUCGAUGAGGAGAAGCCGGAUAUGGUCAUCCUCUCGGGGGAUCAGGUUAACGGCGAGACCGCUCCUGAUGCCCAAAGUGCAGUUUUCAAGUCGGUGAAACUCCUCGUUGACCGCAAAAUUCCCUACGCAGCCAUUUUUGGCAACCAUGACGACGAAGGCGAUCUUAACCGCGAACAGCUCAUGGCUCUCUACGAAAAUCUCCCCUACUCUCUUUCAACCGCCGGCCCCGAAGACAUUGAUGGGGUUGGCAAUUAUAUUGUCGAAGUCCUCGACCGCGGCACUGGCACACACUCUGCCCUUACCUUCUAUCUUCUCGACACUCAUUCCUACUCCCCCGAUGAACGCCAGUUCCGGGGCUACGACUGGAUCAAGCCGAGUCAAACUCGCUGGUUCAAAAAUACCGCUCAAAGCCUGAGAGCAAAGCAUCAGGAAUAUACCCAUAUACAUAUGAACAUGGCAUUCAUUCACAUCCCAUUGCCCGAGUACCGGAGUUCGGGAAAAUACUUCCACGGCGCGUGGGACGAAGCUCCAACGGCGCCAGGAUUCAAUUCCGGCUUCAAGGCUGCCCUUGAAGAGGAGGGUGUUCUCUUUGUCAGCUGCGGACACGACCAUGUCAACGACUAUUGUAUGCUUGAGCAAGACGAGAGCGAGCAACCAUCUCUUUGGAUGUGCUAUGGCGGCGGUGCUGGUCUGGGAGGCUACGGAGGCUACAACGACUAUGUCCGUCGUGUCCGCUUCUACGACUUUGACAUGGGACCGGGCCGUGUAACGACCUACAAACGCCUCGAAUGGGGCCAAACCGAAGCCAGGAUCGAUGAGAUGAUGAUUGUCGACGGUGGUGCCGUUAAGGGCCCUUAA
Molecule: messenger RNA, 1644 nt
Organism: Penicillium odoratum
Lineage: Eukaryota; Fungi; Ascomycota; Eurotiomycetes; Eurotiales; Aspergillaceae
Product: metallophosphoesterase family protein
Exons: 3
Coding region: 1-1644 (547 amino acids)
Cellular component (GO): cytoplasm
Molecular function (GO): phosphoprotein phosphatase activity
Source: RefSeq, a predicted model, not a curated record